AUUAAUCCAUGGACACUUACAUUCUCAUUUUGUGUUGAAUGUGCAUAAGUAUCCUUCCAUUCCAACAGGGAAGCUUGUCACACAUACUUGGGUCAACUUCGGACGGAUAGGACUUCAAAGACGGACUUCAAAGGAUACUCAAUAUCACGGGCCUGUUUCAGCCGUCCUCCGAUUGCCAAUGAUAUCAUGAAUACAUUAUUGACCGUCCUAUUCAUUUCCUAUCCCUCAUUUGUGUCUGCGAAAAUGGAGCAUGCAUGCCCCACCACAGACAUAUCACCUUGCACGUGCACCGAAUAUACGGAUGGCGAUGUCAAAGUGGAUUGUUCGGGAGCCAUCUCUGUUGCUGAGAUUUCCUCAGCUCUGGCGAAGGCCUCUUGGCCCUCCACUCAACUCUGGAAACUCGUAAUUCAAUUCCCAGAAGUGGAACUCCCCAUAAUGGAAAUUCCCGAAGGAUUCUACGGAAAUCUUUCCUUCCAGCGGAUAUUCAUAACCAAUACUCCAAUGAAGAGGGUCGAUCCAUCAGACAUACUUCCUGUGAAGCACGUCCUCAAAUAUCUCGCUUUUCUCCAUAGUCGUCUGGAAAACUUUCCUUUUAAUAUACUUCAUGAAUUCCAAUACCUGAAAGAACUCCAGCUCAACAACAAUUUCUUGACCUUUGUACCCGCCUUCAAGAGCGAAAACUUAGAGAUACUCGGUCUCAAAAGCAAUAAGAUCGCAAGUGUAGAGUUCGACGGUUGGGCGACUCCCAAAUUGAAAAGACUCCAUCUUGAUGAUAAUUCCUUGGAAUCUGUCCCGGACUUCAAGAGCGACAGCCUUGAGAGACUCGACCUCGAUAGCAAUAAGAUCACGAGUGUGGAGUUCAACGGAUGGGCGACUCCCAAUUUGAGGGAACUCCACCUAGAUAACAAUUCCCUGACCUCUGUACCGGCGUUGAAGAGCGACAGCUUACAGAUACUCAGUCUCAAUGACAAUUAUAUCACUAGUGUGGAGUUCAACGGGUGGGCGACUCCCAAAUUGAGAGAGCUCUACAUUUCCAACAAUUUCUUGACAACUGUCCUGGCCUUCAAAAGCGACAACCUGGAGGUAUUCAGUCUCAAUAACAAUAAAAUCGAGAGUUUCCUGUUCAAUGGAGGGGCGACUCCCAAACUGAGAGAACUCAACCUAUCAAAUAAUAUGUUGACCUCUGUCCCAGUAUUCAAGAGCGAAAGUCUACAGAUGCUCAGUCUCAAAGACAAUAAGGUAAUGAGUGUAGAGUUCGACGGAUGGGAGACUCCUACAUUACGAGAACUGUAUCUAGAUAAAAAUUCCGUGACCUCUGUCCCGGCCAUCAAGAGCGAAAGACUAGAGAUACUCAGUCUCAAAGACAAUAAGAUAAUGAGUGUGGAGUUCAAUGGAUGGGCGACUCCCAAUUUGAGAGAACUCUACCUAUGCAACAACUUGUUGACCACCGUCCCAGUAUUCAAGUGCGAAAGCCUAGAGAUACUUAGUCUCCAUGACAAUAAGAUCACGAGUGUGAAUUUCGACGACUGGGCGACUCCCAAAUUGAGAGAACAUUACCUCCACAAUAAUUUGUUGACCACUGUCCCGCCCUUCAAGAGCGACAGCCUGGAGUUACUCAGCCUUAAAGAAAAUAAGAUCACAAGGGUGGAGUUCGAGAAAUGGGCGACUCCUAAAUUGAUACUGUUAGAACUACAAAACAAUUUGCUGACAACUGUCCCCGCCUUCGAGAGUGAAAGCCUGCAAAUACUUGGCCUCAAUGACAACAACAUCACGAGUGUGGAGUUCGACAGAUGGGCGACUCCCAGAUUGAGAGAACUCCACCUUUACAACAACUUGUUGACCACCGUACCGGUUUUCAAAAGCGACAGCCUGGAGAUACUUGGACUUGAUAACAAUAAGAUCACAAGUGUGGAAUUCAACGGAUGGGUAACUCCUAAAUUGAGAGAACUCUACAUUUCCAACAAUAUGUUGACCACCGUCCAAGUAUUCAAGGGCGGGAGCCUGGAGAUACUCGAUCUCAAAGACAAUGAGUUAAUAAGUGUAGAGUUCGACGGAUGGGCGACUCCUAAAUUGAGAGAACUCUAUCUAGAUAACAAUUCCGUCACCUCUGUCCCGGCCAUCAAGAGCGACAGCCUGGAGGUACUCGGUCUCAAUUACAAUAAGAUCAAUAGAGUGGAUUUCAAUGGAUGGGUGACUCCUAAAUUGAGAGAACUCUACCUCUCAAACAAUUUGUUGACCUCUGUCACGGCAUUGAAGAGCGACAGCCUGGAGGUACUCGGUCUCAAAUACAAUAAGAUCAAGAGUGUGGAGUUUAACGGAUGGGUGACUCCUAAAUUGAGAGAACUCUACCUCUCAAACAAUAUGUUGUCCACUGUCACGGCAUUCAGUUGCGCCAAGUUGGAGAUACUCAGUCUAAAUGACAACAAUAUCACGAGUAUAAAGUUUGACGGAUGGGCAACUCCCACUUUGAAGAAACUCUAUCUCAAUAACAAUUCUUUGACCUCUGCCCCCUUCUCUAUGAGCGACAACCUGGAGAUACUCAGUUUAAGAGAUAAUGAGAUCACGAGCGUGGAGUUCAACAAAUGGCCGACCUCCAAAUUGAAAGAACUCUACCUCUCUAACAAUUUCUUGACCUUUGUCCCAGCCAUCAAGAGCGACAGGUUGGAGAUUCUCAGUCUUAGAGGCAAUAAGAUAACGAAUGCUGAGUUAGACGGAUGGGCGACUCCUAAGUUAGUAUGGCUCGAACUACAAAACAAUUUGUUAACCUCUUUGCCGGGCUUUAAGAGCGACACCUUGGAGAUACUCAGUCUCCAUGAUAAUAACAUCACGAGUAUGGAGUACGACGGAUGGGCGACUCCUAAAUUGAAAGAACUUUACCUCUCGAACAAUUUGUUCACCUCUAUACCGACCUUCAAGAGCGACAGCCUGGAGAUUCUUGACUUUCAUGACAAUAAGAUCACCAGUGUUGAGUUUGACGAGUGGGCGACUCCGAAAUUGAGAGAGCUUAAUAUUUCCAACAAUUUGUUGACCUCUUUCCCGGGUUUCAAGAGUGGCAAGCUGGAGAUACUUGGUCUUAAUGGCAAUAAGAUCACGAGUGUUGAGUUUGACGAGAUGUCGACUCCCAAAUUGAGAGAACUUUAUAUUUCCAACAAUUUGCUGUCCUCUCUCCCGGUCUUCAAAAGCGAGCAGAUGGAGAUCCUCGGUCUUGAUGACAAUAACAUCACGAGUGUGGAGUUCGAGAAAUGGGCUACUCCCGCUUUGAAAAAACUCUAUCUCAACCACAAUUCUUUGACCUCUGUCCCCGUCACUAAGAGCGACAGCGUGGAGUUACUAAGUCUUAGGGACAAUAAGAUCAAGAGUGUGGAGUUCCACGGAUGGGCGACGUCCAAAUUGAGAGAACUCUAUCUAGGUAACAAUUAUUUGACUUCAGUUCCGGCCUUGAAGAGCGACAGCCUGGAGAGACUCGACUUCGAUAACAAUCAGAUCACCAAUGUGGAGUUCAAUGGAUGGGCGACCCCCAAAUUGAGGAAAUUCGCCAUUGCAAAAAAUCCUCUGUCAAGACUCCCAUCUGCAGCUAUCAAGGGUAUGAAGAAUCUGGAGGAGUUCUAUUCUUCACAGUGCAAUCUGGGUCCAACUCUUUCAAGAGGUGUCCUGGAAUUCCAGAGCAAGGCUUUGAAACUUAUUACUCUCUCGGGCAACAAUAUCUCCAAACUUGAUGAAAGAGCCAUCACAGGUCUUGGACCGAAUACCAAGGUUCAACUAACCAACAACGAAAUUGUCAUUUUGUCUAAGGAGAGCUUCCGCCCGAUGUUGGACAUCCUCUCUACAGGAAAUGGAGUCCUCUAUCUAGACGGCAAUCCUAUCCGAUGCGAUUGUGACGUAGCAUGGCUGGUUCUGAAUCCGAAAUUUCUGAAGAGCAUUUCUGGGGAGUGUCAAAAUGGAACCAAAUUCAAGGAUUUAGAUGCAUUUGUUAUGAAAGACUGUUAUCGCCAAUCGGGCUUGCCAACACUCACAAAUCAAGUAUGCGGGAAGAAGGAAAGUCAAAUUCAACUAUCAGCAGGAGGAAACCCAUCUGAAAUCGGAGAAUGGCCAUGGCAAGCGGCCAUUUAUGACCUCACGAAGAAAGAUGUCAUUUGUGGAGGGGCUCUCAUUAACGAACGAUGGGUGUUGACAGCGGCCCAUUGUGUCGUUGUAUUAGGUUCCCUCAGAACUCGAAACAAACAUGACAUUUUGGUCCACCUAGGGAAACACUAUCGACUCGAUGUCAGGGACGAGUACCUGCAGAUCCGACAGGUAUCUCAUAUAAUCUUGCACAAGGACUUCAACGUACAUAAUGACUAUGACUCGGACAUAGCCCUAUUGAAAUUAUCAAGACCUGCCGUGCUGACUGCGCGAGUUCAGUUAGUAUGUCUCCCUAUCCGAUUUGAUUUAUCUGAGGUCAACCUCAACAGCGGAGGGAAUGGAUGGGUGGCCGGUUGGGGUUAUGACAGUUUGGAUAACCUCACAGCUGUCCUGACGGAGAUUCAACUACCCGUGAUAUCCAAUCCUAAAUGUGUUGUGGACACCGUUAAUUUCACGGGAGACCCCAGCAUCACUCGUACCAUCACCAUAAAUAUGUUCUGCGCUGGUUUUUCCGUGGAUACUCCUCUCGAAGGACCCCUGAGACCCUCAGGGAACCAGAAGGAGAGGUUAUGUAGUGACCUGUCGGUGACCUGCCACCUUCCCUAG
Messenger RNA from Darwinula stevensoni, 4728 nucleotides. The record is from the annotation of a GenBank genome assembly. Lineage: Eukaryota; Metazoa; Arthropoda; Ostracoda; Podocopida; Darwinulidae.